Molecule: messenger RNA, 385 nt
Organism: Ambispora leptoticha
Lineage: Eukaryota; Fungi; Glomeromycota; Glomeromycetes; Archaeosporales; Ambisporaceae
Source: the annotation of a GenBank genome assembly
AUGAGUGACGAACAUGAAGCAGCUGGUGGUAUAGAUGACGAGUUGUCGUUGCCAAAAGCGACGGUUCAAAAACUUAUCACUGAAAUGCUCCCCGCAGAUAUUGUUUGCGCUAAAGAUACAAGAGAUCUAUUAAUAGAUUGUUGUGUAGAAUUUAUCCAUUUAAUUGCUUCUGAAGCAAAUGAAAUAUGCGAGAAGGAAUCGAAAAAAACAAUUGCCGCAGAACAUGCACUAGGAUUUGAAAGCUAUCUCAACGAAGUACAAGAAGUGUUUAAAGAACACAAAAAAUUACAAAAGGAUCGUGAUAAAAAGAGCUCGCGUCUUGAAAAUUCUGGUAUGACUGAGGAAGAAUUAUUGCGGCAGCAGGAAUUAUUGUUUGAACAAUCUC